CAUUGUGAGCUCGUGUCAAGCUUGGAUCAAAGCUAGCUCGGAGAUUGAUCGAUCAAUGGCGUCGCGUACAGUGUUGCUGUUGGCCAUGGCGGUGAUCCUGUCGAGCUCAGCAAUGGCGCAGCUCGACGUGGGGUACUACAGAAAGACGUGCCCCAAGGUGGCGGAGAUCGUCCGGGAGGAGAUGGUCAGGAUCCUCGCCGCCGCUCCCACCCUCGCCGGCCCUCUCCUCCGCCUCCACUUCCACGACUGCUUCGUCAGGGGUUGCGACGGGUCGGUGCUGAUCGACUCGACGGCGAGCAACACGGCGGAGAAGGACGCGCCGCCGAACCAGACGCUCCGCGGGUUCGGCUCCGUGCAGCGGAUCAAGGCGAGGCUCGACGCCGUCUGCCCGGACACCGUGUCCUGCGCCGACGUGCUCGCGCUCAUGGCCAGGGACGCCGUCGUCCUCUCCAAGGGCCCGUACUGGGCGGUGCCGCUGGGGCGGCGGGACGGCCGCGUGUCCAUCGCCAACGAGACGAGCCAGCUGCCGCCCCCGACGGCCAACAUCACGCAGCUCGCCCAGAUGUUCGCCGCCAAGGGGCUCGGCCUCAAGGACCUCGUCGUGCUCUCCGGCGGCCACACGCUCGGCACGGCGCACUGCCCGGCGUUCGCCGACAGGCUCUACAACUUCACCGGCGCCAACAACGCCGCCGACGUGGACCCCGCCCUUGACCGGAGCUACCUCGCCAGGCUCCGCGCCCGCUGCGCCAGCCUCGCCGACAACACGACGCUGGCGGAGAUGGACCCGGGGAGCUUCCUCACCUUCGACGCCGGCUACUACCGCCUCGUGGCCAAGCGCCGGGGGCUCUUCCACUCCGACUCGUCGCUGCUCGCCGACGCGUUCACCGCAGGGUACGUCCGGCGGCAGGCCACCGGGAUGUACGUCGCAGAGUUCUUCAGGGACUUCGCCGAGUCGAUGGUGAAGAUGGCCGGCGUCGGCGUGCUCACCGGCGGGCAGGGCGAGAUCAGGAAGAAGUGCUACGUCAUCAACUAGUAACGUUUUUUUAAUCCGAUAUAUAGCUUAACGCCGUAAUUAAUUAUCGUCCAUGGUAAUUAUAUUAUUCUAUAAUAAUCCAUGUAACUGAUGCAUCUGUAGAGUGUUUUUUUUUUUGGUUUGGAUUGGUUUGUUAAUUCAUCGCACGUGUAAUGUAACUAAGAAAUUAAUCAAUCAAAUAA
Molecule: messenger RNA, 1215 nt
Organism: Oryza brachyantha (malo sina)
Lineage: Eukaryota; Viridiplantae; Streptophyta; Magnoliopsida; Poales; Poaceae
Product: peroxidase 1-like
Exons: 2
Coding region: 56-1033 (325 amino acids)
Biological process (GO): hydrogen peroxide catabolic process; response to oxidative stress
Cellular component (GO): plasmodesma; plant-type cell wall
Molecular function (GO): peroxidase activity; heme binding
Source: RefSeq, a predicted model, not a curated record